Chelmon rostratus (copperband butterflyfish) is the source of this 1931-nucleotide messenger RNA. RefSeq names its product myotrophin (gene mtpn). Gene Ontology annotation, biological process: regulation of barbed-end actin filament capping. Gene Ontology annotation, molecular function: protein binding. NCBI's taxonomy places the organism in Eukaryota, Metazoa, Chordata, Actinopteri, Chaetodontiformes, Chaetodontidae. The transcript has 4 exons. The record is from RefSeq and is a predicted model, not a curated record. Gene Ontology annotation, cellular component: nucleus; cytoplasm. Bases 300 to 656 code for a protein of 118 amino acids.
UUCUGGCUAGCAAAAAGGCGGAUCCCUCUCAGUUACCUUGCUUUUCGGAACUUCUUUUGAGUCUAUUUUUACCUGUCAUUCAUCGGCGGGUCGCGGUUACACGCCUCAUUCGGCUAAAACUGCUUUCGUACGAGUUAAAACGACAUUUUAUUCAGUCUAGUUCUACGACUGUAGUCACUGCGACGACGGAAAGAGUUUUCUAGCUCUUGCUAGCUAACUUUUAACGCACUAGCAUUCAACUUGACAACUGCCCUGCGGCAGAUCAGGAAAGGAGCAACACCCGGAGCAAACACAGGAAGAUGGCAGAUAAAGAACUGAUGUGGGCAUUGACGGCCGGGGACCUGGAUGAGGUCAAAGCCAGGCUGCUGACGGCUGAGGAUGUAAACCGGACCCUGCAGACUGGGAGGAAGCCUCUGCACUUAGCUUCAGACUUUGGUCAGACUGAAGUGGUGGAGUUCCUCAUUUCUAAGGGAGCAGAUAUCAAUGCAUUAGACAAACACGGGUUGAGUCCACUGAUGUUUGCCUGUUUCGAGAGUCACGUCUCCUGUGUCAAGGUCCUGCUUGAAAAGGGAGCUGACAAAGACCAAAAAUUACCGGACGGCACAACUGUCUCUGAAGCCAUCGAGAACGCUGACAUAAAGGCUCUGCUCAAGUGAGACACCACAGUGCGGGAGGUGGCUAGACAGGUGGGUGAACGGACAGACAGAUGGAUGCAGUGGUCCCCUGACAGAAGAUGGACUUGCCCCUUUUACCCUGAUCAACCUCUGUCUUAACACUGCUUUUGUCUGUUUGUUGGGGGUAAUUUUGUCUGUCUGGUGAUUUCCUUUACUUUGUUUUUUUUUUUUUUUCCCCUCCCUCCUUCUUCUGUUCUCCAAGUUUUUUGAGAUAGGGCUCUCUCUUCCUUUGGCCUCUGUUACUAGCCAUAUAACAGAAGGACUUGUCAGUUAUGUCUCCCUUAGGGACCAAACACUGGGGGAGUGCUCUCACACCUGGGACCCAGAACACUGCUCAAACUAGAAAUCACUUGCUAAUGUAAACGCAAAGCCUAGCACUUAAAUACACAUUUUAUACGCAAUUCUCUCUUAAAACUCUAAAGGAAUCAAACGGUAAUAGAUCAGUAGCGUGUUCACAUUUUUUACUACUUCAAUAUAAGUAUUGUAUGGCGAGGACUUAAUCUCAUGACCAGUAAUUGCACUGUACUAUAUUAGAUAGAGUGAAAGAAAGGUUGUAAAGUUUCAGUAUAUUAACAUUUAAUUGUGUGUGGCCUCUUCCUCUACCUUGAUUUGUUUUUUAACGGACCCAAACUGUCCCUCAAAUCUCGAAAUUUUGGAACGUUGGUUGAGAGAGGCCCAGAGGUCAGAUUUUUCCUUUUCUACUUGGCAUAUCACUUACAUAUCAGAUGGUGUUUUUUGACCAAUUUCAUGUUGGUAAUGCAUAAAAGAUAUUCUGUACUCUUCGACCAAUCACCAUGCUGGCUACCAGAAAGACUUGAAUGUUGCAGUUUUAAUAAUCUGUUACUGAAUCCCCUUUAGAAGCAAUGUUUGCAGCACAUAGCAGAAUAAGGAAUUUUAGAAACGUGUUAAUUUUGUCAUCCCUGCAGUGAGAUUUCAGAGCAAAAUUCCCUUUUUGUUGCAGCUUCUGUGUGUAUUUUGUAAUUGACGGGUCUGGGGACUCUGAUGGGUAAAUGGGGGUUAGAGUUGAAACUGGAUGGUGGGGGCUGUUGGUAUUCCCCUUGCCUUGGUUGUGGUUAGAAGCCCUGCCUGUUUUGCUGCAUGUUGAAAUUGCCUCUGCUUUUAAGCUAUGAAAUGGUCGCUGGUCUCUCUUGGUUGCUUUAAAAUGAAUAACUACAGUGUAAUGGACAAAAAAGAUGCUCUUGCUGACUUUGUUGUGACAAAAAGUCUGUAAAAACAUAAAUAAAAAUAUCGAGAAAA